AUGGCAUGCUUUAAGAAACUCCACAUGAGCAACUGGAAGUCACUUACAGCCGUUUUAUGUCUGUUUGGAUUUCUAAUCAACUGCAGACCACUGGAGCCUUUUCUCACGGCAUAUCUUGUUGGGCCGUAUAAGAACGCCACAGAACAGCAGGUCAUAAAUGUUCUGUUCCCAAUAUGGACUUAUUCCUAUCUGGCACUCCUCUUUCCUGUCUUCAUGGUCACAGAUCUUCUGCGCUACAAGCCAGUGAUGGUCUUGCAAGCAGUUUUUGCUGUCAUCACCUUUGUGUUACUCUGCUUUGCUCAGGGCAUUGCAUCACUGAAGGCUGUGCAGUUCUGCUUUGCAAUGGUCACUGCCACUGAGGUGGCAUAUUUUUCUUACAUCUACAGCAUGGUACCAUCUGAGCAUUAUCAGCAAGUAACCAGUUUUCUGAGAAGUGCCAAUCUGCUUGGCUUCAUGUCAGCUGCCAUACUUGGACAACUUUUAGUUUCCUUUGCAGAGCUGCCCUACUUUUACCUUGGUACCAUUACCAUCGGGGCAGAAUCUGCAGCUUUGCUUUUAUCAAUAGUCCUUCCUAUGCCAAGCAGAAGCAUGUUCUAUAGAAGUGAAGAUCCGGCACAGUGUAAUCAAAUGGAUCUUAGUAAAAAGGACAUGAAUAGCAGUGAUGCCAAAGAGGCACCAGUUUGUGAAAAUGUUUCAGCCAUGAUGGAAGUAAAGCGCAUCCCACACAAGAGGAUUACAAGGGAGAAUGUAUCAAAAACACUUUCUCAAUUAUGGUACAGCUUUAAAGUGUGCUACUCUUCUAGGAAGGUCAUUUAUUCAUCUCUCUGGUGGGCCUUUGCAACUUGUGGACACAACCAGGUCUACAAUUAUACCCAGUCUCUUUUUCAGCACAUUGCUCCAUCUGGAAAUUUCUCUGUUUACAAUGGUGCAGUUGAAGCUGCCGCAAGUGUGGUAGGCUCAAUGGCAUCCUUCUCUGUGACUUUUAUGACGCUGGAUUGGGAUACUUGGGGAGAGCUCAUUCUUGGAAUCUUCUCCUCCGUAAGCACCAGUGCCAUUUUCAUGAUGGCUUUCACAGAUUCCAUCUGGCUCUGUUAUGCUGGUUACAUCAUACUGAGAGCUUCAUACGUGCUGCUCAUCACAAUAACUAUGUUCCUAAUUGCUGAUAAUCUUUCAGAGGAGUGCUAUGCAUUGAUGUUUGGGAUUAACACCUUUGUUGCGCUGCUGCUUCAGACUUUGCUUACUGCUAUCGUGGUGGAUGAAAGCAGUCUGGGAUUAGGCAUUGUUAAUCAGUUUAUCGUCUAUGGCAGUUAUUACACUGUCAUUUCUGCGAUUUUUCUUUUAAGAGGAAUUUAUGUGCUGUGCUAUAAAUGGAAACAAAGGAAGCCACAGGGACAUGAAGAUGUGCUGAGUGAAGCCCCCGUUGUUAUCUUCUCUCAAAAACUGUGAAGAUCACUUCAAAGUAACAGAAGUGGACCAUUGAGCUCUUCGGUGCUCUUAAAACACAAAGCCUCUUGUCCACUAGUAGCAGCUUUUGCAUUCACAUAUUGUGAGCACAGAAUGAAACUUACAAAGCACUUUAAAAAUAUGCAGUUUUUAUAGUGCCUUUCAUACAAGACAUGAUAAUACAGACACCCCACUUCUGUAGUUAAGAUGAACAUUCCUUUGAAAUGAAGUAAUCUUAAAAACAUAAUAAAAUAAUGCUCUGAAAAAUUAAUUGACC
Molecule: messenger RNA, 1720 nt
Organism: Polypterus senegalus (gray bichir)
Lineage: Eukaryota; Metazoa; Chordata; Cladistia; Polypteriformes; Polypteridae
Gene: slc19a3b
Product: solute carrier family 19 member 3b
Exons: 5
Coding region: 1-1446 (481 amino acids)
Biological process (GO): vitamin transport; transmembrane transport
Cellular component (GO): plasma membrane
Molecular function (GO): vitamin transmembrane transporter activity
Source: RefSeq, a predicted model, not a curated record